ACAGAUGAAAGGGAGGAAGCAUUUCAAACCUUGAAAAAGAUGUUUACAACGGCACCGAUACUAGUUCAUUUUAAUCCAGAUCGAAGGAUUGUGAUAGAAACCGAUGCAUCUGACUAUGUUUCAGCAGGAAUCCUAUCUCAACGUGAUAACGAAGGAAUCCUACAUCCAGUCGCUUUCUUCUCCAAGAAACAUUCUCCUGCUGAAUGCAACUAUGAAAUCUAUGACAAAGAACUUUUAGCAAUCAUACGAUGCUUCGAAGAAUGGCGACAUCAUCUGGAGGGAGCUCAAUUCCCAAUUGAAGUUUUUAGCGACCAUCGGAAUCUUGAAUAUUUUAUGACAACAAAAUUAUUAAAUCGUCGACAAGCCCGUUGGUCCGAAUUCCUUUCACGUUUCGAUUUCGUUAUACAAUUUCAGCCAGGAAAACAGGGAGCGAAACCAGAUGCAUUGACUAGGAGGUCAGGUGACCUACCUAAAGAGGGGGAUGAACGAUUGACACAUCAAAGUCAAGUGAUUUUGAAGCGAAAAAAUUUGGAUACCAAGCUAAGUUUGUUCGCGGGUUCUUUGGCAAAUGAAUCCGCUGAAGGAGCGUUCACUGUAGAAGAGUUAUUUUCAAAAGCUUACCAAGUUGAUAGUUUUCCAAAUAAGAUCCUCACUGUUACGGGCAUGCCAAGCAUUUACGGGAGUGAGAGAAAGGCUAGUAGACACCCCAAUACCCUCU
Molecule: messenger RNA, 718 nt
Organism: Morchella sextelata
Lineage: Eukaryota; Fungi; Ascomycota; Pezizomycetes; Pezizales; Morchellaceae
Exons: 1
Source: RefSeq, a predicted model, not a curated record